Drosophila simulans is the source of this 1051-nucleotide messenger RNA. RefSeq names its product transmembrane protein 186. The coding region runs from base 233 to 847 and encodes 204 amino acids. Lineage: Eukaryota; Metazoa; Arthropoda; Insecta; Diptera; Drosophilidae. Gene Ontology annotation, cellular component: mitochondrion. The record is from RefSeq and is a predicted model, not a curated record. The transcript has 2 exons.
CCAUAUAUCGAUUGGCACCUGGCUUAUCGUUAAGCAGCUGAUUCGCUUUAGGUACCGUUUAAACGUGCAUUUGUUUAUUAUGCAAGGCAUAUUAGUAAAUAAUGAUAUUAUUUACUAACUAUAACAUAAAGUGCUAACGUAAAUAUACAUGUUGAGUUGGAAAAAGUAAUUUUACCGAAACCUUACAUUUUGAUCAAAUUACCCCGAGUAAACACACCCACAAAUCAAUGAAAUGCUGGAGUUGCUGUGCCGGGUCAGUCCUGCAAGAUUGCCAUGGAGAAGCUGCAUGUCCCUAGCCAUUCAGCCGGCACAGAGACGCCGUUUCGCAACAGAAGUUGCCGGAAAAAGUACGGACACCGAAAAAUCCCCAUUCACUGAAUGGCGCACCGUCUAUAGUAUGCCGGGCAUACGGCUCGUGGCCUCAUUAAGUAGAUUGAAAGUCUACCAGGCUGUCCUCACGACCGCCGGAACGCCCCUUGUCUUCGCCCUGAGCAGCGCCGGACAGCUAAGCACGGACGCACUGGCCAUCUACGCCGCCAUCGGAGUCACUGGCCUGGUCACCCUCACACUCGCCAGCUACGCGGCCUCGAAUCUCGUGGGCUUUAUCUACGUGAACGAGCAACAGGAUCUGCUCAAGCUAGCCUACGUGGACUUCUGGGGACGACGACAGGAGGCACUCGUGGAAACCGAUGAUCUGCUGCCCAGCUGGGAGCAGGGAAGUCCAUCUCGAUUGAGAUUCGUUUCGCCCAUUAGCUUGCGCAGCGAUCCCAAAAGGCGCUACAAACUCCUUCAUCGCUUCGGUCAUGUCAGCGAUCCCCAGUUGUUUGAGGGUCUCUUUGGAGAUUGAACAUAAAUUUAGUCAAUUGUUAUACCAGAGAUACCCGUUUGUUAAUAUCUGAAUUAGAAAACCAUGUCGAUGCUGAAACUUUAAGGUUAGUCAUCCUUUUUGUAUACAAUACUUUAUUAGGAGUAUUUUUUUAGUCCAGCAACAUCCCUUUAUGAAAAUAUAUAAGUUGCUGAUCUGUGACAAAUAUGUCCAUCCAAACAUGAA